Malaya genurostris is the source of this 1587-nucleotide messenger RNA. RefSeq names its product embryonic polarity protein dorsal-like. The transcript has a single exon. The record is from RefSeq and is a predicted model, not a curated record. Gene Ontology annotation, molecular function: DNA binding; DNA-binding transcription factor activity. Lineage: Eukaryota; Metazoa; Arthropoda; Insecta; Diptera; Culicidae. Gene Ontology annotation, biological process: innate immune response; canonical NF-kappaB signal transduction; regulation of DNA-templated transcription. Gene Ontology annotation, cellular component: cytoplasm. The coding region runs from base 1 to 1587 and encodes 528 amino acids.
AUGCCUCCUACAACACAAGAAAAGCCAUACGUCGUGAUUACCGAACAGCCGCAGUCGAAAGCUUUGCGCUUUCGGUAUGAGUGCGAAGGUCGAUCGGCUGGAUCGAUUCCCGGUGUUCGCACAACACCGGAACAGAAAACUUUCCCCAGUAUCGAGGUUCGUGGAUACAAAGGAAGAGCACUGGCGGUAGUUUCCUGCGUCACAAAGGAUCCUCCAUAUCGGCCUCAUCCGCAUAACCUGGUUGGCAAAGAGGGCUGUAAGCAAGGAGUCUGCACUGUUCAGCUUGACAGUAGCACAAUGAGCUACAUUUUCAGUAACCUAGGAAUUCAGUGUGUGAAGAAGAAAGGCAUCGAAGAGGCGCUCCGGUUGAGAGAGAACAUUAGAGUGGAUCCUUUUAGAACUGGAUAUGGCCACGCAAAACAACCUGCAACUAUAGAUUUGAAUGCCGUGCGGCUUUGCUUCCAGGUGUUUGUGGAAGGACAGCAACCUGGCCGAUUCACAGAAGCACUUCAACCGGUUGUAUCCGAUAUAAUUUUUGACAAAAAAGCAAUGUCCGAUUUGGUGAUCUGUAAGCUCAGUGAUGUCACCGCUCCAGUAACUGGUGGUAAAGAAAUUAUACUUCUGUGUGAAAAAGUGGCGAAAGAAGAUAUAUCGGUGCGUUUCUACGAGGAACAGCAUGGGAAAAUUCUAUGGAUGGACACUGGCGAGUUCCAGCAUAAUAACGUCCACAAACAGGUUGCUAUCUGUUUCAGAACACCACGAUACCGAACUCUCGAAGUUGAUCAGUCCGUGAUGGUGAAUAUUCAGCUCAGAAGGCCUUCGGAUGGGGCAACAAGCGAGCCAUUGCCGUUCGAACUUAUUCCAGUAGACACGUUAAGUCAAAAGCGAAAGCGCCAGAAAAUCAGCAGUUGUGAAAUUUCGGAACAUGUUCCAGAAGGAGCUCAUGGUGGUUUUAUUGGUCACAUGGUGAAUAUUCCGGAAGAAACAGUAAAGACCGAUCGAAGGGAGUCACCACCUCAAUUCCACGGAUUUCAAGGUACCUAUCGUUGUCCUAACGACGUUUCCAUGAUGCAAAGGUCUCCGAUUGCACCGCUAGAAAGCACUUCCACAUUCAUGGGCGAGAAUAACAUGGCGAUGCCACCACGAGGAUAUCAGCCUGGUCCUGGUAACGAUUUCUAUAUGGGAGGUCAACCAACACAGAAUCAGUACAAUUACCCACAGCAGCAACAGCAAAUUCUCCGAGCUCAGCAGCACCCGCAGAACCAGUUUCAGCUUCCAUCCACCAGUAGCAAUGUGCAUUAUAACAUGAACAACCUCAUGAAUGGUGGUCUGCCCAUCGGAAGUUCUCAGGGAACUAACCAACAGAUGGGUAAUGCAGCUGAAUAUAAUCUCAGCAAUCUGUUGGAUAUGGAGCUUGGCAAGGAGUUUACCAUGAAUUCGUCGGAGAUUAAGUCCAUCGUUGGUCAUCUUACGAUCACUGACAUUAAACAGGAGAACUAUCAGCAACGGAUGCAGGACGAGGAGGAGAAUCUUUCCAAUAGUUUUACCAGACUGACAACGAAUCCGAUGAACGAUUUGGGAAAGUAG